Messenger RNA from Varroa destructor (honeybee mite), 1003 nucleotides. RefSeq names its product NADH dehydrogenase (ubiquinone) 15 kDa subunit (gene ND-15). The record is from RefSeq and is a predicted model, not a curated record. Lineage: Eukaryota; Metazoa; Arthropoda; Arachnida; Mesostigmata; Varroidae.
CCGACCAGUGUCAGUCAAGGAUGUAGAAAUCCGCCUAAAUCCUAAUAACUUACAUAUUUCUAUGAAGUAACGUUCUACUAUGCUUGUAUCAACUUACUGCUUUCUUCAUCAUAGUGCAACUGUUUUCAGCUUGCAGUGGUUCGGAGUGUGGUGCUGUACGUGGUGAUGUUAUUGUUUUGCUAAAAGUCCCACUAGGUCGCGAUAACUUGUUAAAAACGAUAUAGCCCAAUGUUAUGCGCUUCAUGCAUUCGCGCUACAGUUACGCUCUAGUGGAGGUCACACCAAAAGUUGUCCUCUAGUUUCAGUUCAUGGAGUUUCUUUCAGCAUUGUGUUAUCGCCGCUAAUCCUUCAACUCGUGUUCUGGCCUUUCAAGAAUUUUGGAGGCUUAUAAUUAUCUUGAAACAAAAUGUCCGUUACUCCGAUUUUUAGAACUCCGUUUACCGAUCUUUCGAGUGCGACUCUGAACUAUGAAACCAUAAAACAGUGCCGUCCUUUUUACGUUCAGUACGCAAAGUGCCAGGAAGCUUGGGGUGGCUCCCAGUUUCCGUCGCGGUGCAGGUACGAGCAUAUGGAUUUACUGGAGUGUGUGCACCAUAUCCGACAACAGCAACGUACAAAGGCGAUUCAAGAUCAGCGGGAAAAAUUAUUCAGAGAAGGAAAGAUUAAAAACAGAUACAUGGAGGCUCCGCUCCCCGAUAUUUUCUCUCAGACGCACUUGAAAGAUCCUUGGUAAAAAUUUGUGUCAGCCCAAAAUGUUUUUUGGCAGAUGAUGAAAAUUCCGGCAGUUCCGUAAGGAUCAUUAUCUGAUGUAGCGUCUGAGUUAUUUGUCUCAAUAUGAUAAAAAAAACAUUCACAAAAAAGAAAAACGUCUCCUGGCAAGAAUAGUUUUAAUAGACAUAAGAAUGAUAUUUGAAUGUCAUUAUUCAGCAUGGUAAAAUGUUACAUAAAUGAAAAAAGAAUAGGAGAAAAUAAAUGUGAUUUUAGAAUGUAUUAAUAUAGCCAU